UAGAUCUAAACGUCACAAGUAAAAUUUCUCAUGGAUUCCGUCCUAGUUGUGUUCUUUCUUCUCCUGGGGGCGUGUGGCGCCUUCAUUCUGGACGAUGUCGCCCUACCCCAGUACUAUAAGUACGGCAAAAGUCUGGUGCUGGUGGGCGGGGCCCUAGCUGAAAAUAACAGCGAAAUAUACAAUGCCAUUAUCGAGAUGUCUGGAGGACGGGGCGUUGCUAAGAUAGGAAUCAUAAACGCUGCCAGUUUGGACCCUGUUGGGGGAUACCAGUACUACAGGGACGUGUUUCUUAAGUACGGCGCCCUAGAAGCCAACAGAAUCCCUAUAGACGUCAACCACACCUCUGCGAAUGCGGACCCCAAGGUGGUGUCUCUCAUACGUCGGCAAACGGGAUUUUUCUUCGGUGGCGGGGACCAGCAGAGAGUUAUUGACACAUUAUACACCCAGACCUCACAAGGGCGGAUGGAAUCCCCGGCGCUGGCCGCGCUGAGAGAGCGCUUCAACCUUGGCGCCGUGAUUUCUGGGACGAGCGCUGGAACAGAGUGUCAGCCAAACAAACUCAUGAUUAACAACGGAAUGAGCUAUGAAGCGUUGAGAUACGGGGUCCAUACAACAUAUUCAGAGGAUCAUCCAGAUUACCUUGUUUACAAUCCCAGUGGGGGACUAGGGUUCUUGGAUGGAUUCAUCAUCGAUGCCCAUUUCAGCGAACGAGGUCGGGAAGGACGAUUAGCUGUUUUGUUGGACGAGACGCGGCGACAGUUCCACAUCUCGCGAGGUUUCGGUGUGGACGAGAAUACAGCGUUAGUUGUCACUCAUGCCGAAUCUGAUGCGAUAACAGGAAAGGUCAUAGGACAAAGCGGCGUGGUAUUCAUUGAUGUUACUCACGCCCACCACGAUCCCCAUUCUAUCUACUACUCAAUCAGCAAUGUUUUAUUCCACUACCUCACGAACGGCGACCAGAUAGGACUAAGAAAUCUAAACAUAUCAUUCUCCCCCAGGAAAACGCCGAUGAGAGGGCAUGAGAAUUAUGACCAUGCACUUACAUCCGAUGACAUCUUCUACGGAAAACACAGAAAUAGUGACCAUAAGCCCGAAUUUACUCGAGCUGCGACGAGUGUGUUCGAUUCGCGUUUAGACACUUCUACUUAUGGGGACACAUACGAAUCUCAUCCAACUUUUCGCGUCAUUCUGACACGAAUGGCUUAUUCCGUUGGAUACGUGGAGAGAAAAUCCUCAUUUCACACCGAUUUAACAUCCUAUGAAAAUCUUGUUGUAAGCAUCGCAGAGCGAAAACAAACUUUUCAGACAAGAGUAUUUUAGUGGCAGAUUAAAAUCUCAUUGUUUCUUAAAGUUUUUUUUUUUUACCAAUUACUUCUUAUUUCAGAUGAACAUUACAGAGACAAAUAAAGUACUUUUUUAAAGUAU
This is a messenger RNA of Magallana angulata, 1425 nucleotides long. Its product is annotated as cyanophycinase-like. The transcript is spliced from 6 exons. Lineage: Eukaryota; Metazoa; Mollusca; Bivalvia; Ostreida; Ostreidae. Gene Ontology annotation, biological process: proteolysis. The coding region runs from base 31 to 1320 and encodes 429 amino acids. Gene Ontology annotation, molecular function: serine-type peptidase activity. The record is from RefSeq and is a predicted model, not a curated record.